Molecule: messenger RNA, 1360 nt
Organism: Astyanax mexicanus (Mexican tetra)
Lineage: Eukaryota; Metazoa; Chordata; Actinopteri; Characiformes; Acestrorhamphidae
Gene: ccdc172
Product: coiled-coil domain containing 172
Exons: 9
Coding region: 97-858 (253 amino acids)
Cellular component (GO): cytoplasm
Source: RefSeq, a predicted model, not a curated record
AAAGAAAACACUUCUGUUUAAAGACUGAAGGAAAUUAAUGCUAAGCUAACUUAUAGAUAAUUAAAUUUUGUUAAAAUAUUACUCUUUAUUGGAAAUAUGAGUCUGGAUUCUCUCUUUCAGCAGAUUUUACUGACUGAGCAACAAGUGUCAGACAACACUCGCCAGCUCCAUGAAGUUAAAGCUGCUAUCAUCAAGACUGAGGAGAAAAUAAAGUCUUUCACUGAAAAGCUGGAACACGCACAUAUUGAGCUGAAUGAAAAGGCUCAGCUCCAGUCAGAAGUCACGCUGCAGCUCUAUCUGAUAAAGAAGCAACAAGAGCAAAUGGAGAAGAAAAGAGAGGAAUUACAAAAGCAGCAGAAUGAUCUCAAACAGGAGCUGGACCGACUGAACAGAGAGUCUGAGGAGGAGAAGGAGAAGUUCAUGAAGGAGAUUGUGACCUUCAACAGUGACUUCAACCUUCUCAGCAAGAGGGACAUUGUGUUCCAGAACCAGACCAGAUCUGAGAUACAGAGCCUUCAGCUGGAGGCUGACGCACUCAACAAAGAGAUGGAGAGGAUGUGGCAGGAGAGCUCAUGGUUGCGCUCAGAGCAAGGGGUUUUGGAGAUGAAGCUUCAGGAGCUGCAAUCACAGCUUACAGAGCUGGAGAGAGAACUGGAGGAGGCAGCAGCUCUCACUGAGUCUCUGAAGGCGGAGAAGCUCACAGCCAGUCAGAAACCACUGACUGACAGCACCUGCCUCAGACUGAAGAAGGAGCUGGAGGCACAUAAGGAAGGAGAGCUGGAGUUGCUCCGUGAGGCCCUCAGCACAGAAAUUCAGUUCCUGCGCUCGGAAAUAUCAGAGAAAGGCAGUGUGUGCUGAAAUGAGCUCCCUCAGACAGAUACCUGUGCUGCUGAAGCUGCUUCUUCCUGACACCCAAUGGGGCGGAUUAUUCCAGCACCGGCGCAGCCCGCUGAGACCCGCCGCGAUGUUGGAUUGCUUUGUUUCUCUGUUGUCUGUGUGUAAUUAAUGGGGUGUAAUCACAUCCAGAGACAUGACUGAUGUGUCACGCUCUUGGAGAAACUCCCCUCCCCUGCAAUUAGAGCCAUUAUACCCAAGCUAAUCAGAAGUGCUUCUGUAAACAGCACUGUUUACUUUUAUGCUGUUGGUUUUAACUAUGUAAUUGGAGUAAGAUAUCUUCUAAUGAGUUUGGAUUGUACAAAUUACCCUGCUAAACCUUAUUUACCCGUUGCAGUAAACACUUAUUUACUUGGUGUAACUGUUCAGAACUUGUUCGUAAACUCAGUUCUGUGCGGCUGUUAAACAGUGUGUCUGCUACAGACUCUGCUAAUUCAUACUGGAUUAAAUAUAUACAUAUUGUAAA